AUGAAGCUGGUUGUUCUUUGCCUUCUUGCAGUCUGCUGUUGCUCAUUGGCCGACACAGAUGUGAAACAGACACGGAGAAAAUUACAAGAAGUGCUCUUACGGCUGACUGACGUGAAAGAAAGCCUGCAGAGCAGUGAGCAGGAGCUGAGAACUCCACCUAAGAAUAUUGAGGACUGCUGCUGUCGUUCGGCCUUGCAGUGCUUUCGGACGAAUCUGAAUGGUGGGAUUAACGCCAUAGAGAAGCGCAAACAACGCCAACUUUACAUCAGCCUCAGGGAUCCCGCCAUUGUGGAAGGACUGGACUUCUGUAACGCAGGAAAUGCGACGGUAAGUCAGUCCACAUGCCAAGACUGCGGAUCACACCCGAAGGAAAAGGCCAGUGAGUUUUUCAGCAGGCUGGAAUCCCUUAUUGAAAGAGCCAUAGCCAAACUGACGAUGGACUGA
Molecule: messenger RNA, 444 nt
Organism: Acanthochromis polyacanthus (spiny chromis)
Lineage: Eukaryota; Metazoa; Chordata; Actinopteri; Pomacentridae
Gene: il21
Product: interleukin 21
Exons: 6
Coding region: 1-444 (147 amino acids)
Biological process (GO): immune response
Cellular component (GO): extracellular region
Molecular function (GO): cytokine receptor binding
Source: RefSeq, a predicted model, not a curated record